Ricinus communis (castor bean) is the source of this 554-nucleotide messenger RNA. Its product is annotated as ethylene-responsive transcription factor LEP. The transcript has a single exon. Gene Ontology annotation, molecular function: DNA-binding transcription factor activity; DNA binding. The coding region runs from base 45 to 494 and encodes 149 amino acids. Gene Ontology annotation, biological process: regulation of DNA-templated transcription. The record is from RefSeq and is a predicted model, not a curated record. Lineage: Eukaryota; Viridiplantae; Streptophyta; Magnoliopsida; Malpighiales; Euphorbiaceae.
UUCAAAAACCAAAAGAGAAAAUAAAGAGAAAAAGAAGAAGAAGAAUGGAAAAUCUUCCUUCAUUGCUUUACAGGAACCCAAAAAGAAGCACAAGGCAGUCAAGUAAAUACCUUGGAGUGAGAAGAAGGCAAUGGGGAAGGUAUGCAGCAGAGAUUAGAAAUCCAUAUACUAAAGAAAGACAUUGGUUAGGCACAUUUGACACUGCUGAAGAAGCUGCUGUUGCAUAUGAUUUAUCUUCAAUCUCUUUUAGUGGCAUUGAAAGAGCUCGUACAAAUUUUUACUACCCUUUCUUAACUCCAACAUCUCCUCCACCGUCAUUGCCUCUUCCUCCGCCCCCACCACCAUCUCCUGAAAUGGAAGAUGGGGAGCAAGUUAGCAUGGAGAUCAAUGAGACUGCCAUCCAAGAUAGUAAUGAUGAUGAUGAGUCUAUGGUUAUAGCUACCAUCUUGCAAAGUUUUUACCAGUCCACUAAUUGUAGUUCUUUCUAUCCAUAAGCUUAAGCUCAGGAAAUAUGAUACUUUUAUAUGGAUUCAUUAGGUUUUCUACUCACUUAC